AAUGUUUUUUUAUAGUAUCAACUUAAACAACUGACUUUUAAUGUUGAAAAAUUGAAGGUUGUAACACCCUAAUCCACACACUGCUAUUUUAAAUCUCCAAUAUGCUGACUGUGUUGAUGCAUAGUAACAUGCUGGUAAUAUGCGAGUAGUGGAGGUAGACUAUGAAACUGUAAUUUUCUGUCUUGUGUGUCCUGGUUACCUUCACAUCACCAAGGGUUUAAUUACUGCUGAGCACACCAUAGAGAUGCCUCAAGGGGGACUAGACAGAGAUGAGUAAGACGAGUAAAAUCAGUGAGACAGAGCGAAAACAGCAGGUUGCCAGUAAACCAAGCUUCAGUCACGAAGAUACAGGAUAUUAAGAUAGAAACUUGAAAUGCACACAUAGAGGGAGGAAGACUCUCUGCCAGCAUGAGACCUGUACCAACAUGAGAAGAAGUAUGAACUGUGAGAGGGGAAGUACUGGAGUCAGUGGCAGGCAUGAAAGUGUGCUCUGAUCAAAGGACUGUGCAGUGGAUUUUACAAUCUUCUGAUUCAUCUACAAGUUGCGUCUUGCCAUCACUGAGCACCCAAGCCAACUCCGUGCACUCACCUUCCCUCCCACCAUGGAUGUUGUCCCAGCUGACCAGCAGGAUGAUCCAGCUGCUGCAACACCCAGCCUCAGCACCACCACUGGGGAGCCCAUGGAUGUGGAGUGUCCCAUCUGCUACCAGGAGUACAACCAGUACAACAAACGCCCACGGAUGCUGCAGUGUCUCCAUGUUUUUUGCACCGAGUGCCUCCAGAGGAUCCAGCUCUGCCCCUGCAAGCCCCCCAACCUCCGCAGCCCAUCAGCUAUCCCCUGCCCCCUCUGCCGCCAACCUACCCCUCUGGAGACUGGGGAUGCCCUCUCCUUACCCUGCAACUCCCGCAUCCUGGCCAGGCUACCCCAUGUGGCCUUCCGCCUGCCUGUGACCAAGGCAACACGCCUAGCCGCUGUCAACCAGAGAGUGGUGCUCUCUGUGGAGGGUGACAGCAGAGACACCAGCUACGUCAUCCUGCCCACACUCAGCCUGCGAGUGCAGCAGAUGCACCCGAGCAGGUUGUAUGGCACGGCUCCAGGCGUAGUGGGUGAAGAGGAAGUCAUAGAGCAGAGCAAGAAUACCCUGUUAUGUGUGCAACUGCUGGCUGUCACCUUCUGGGUGCUGUUUGUGAUUACCUGUGUGAUUGGAGUGAUGUUUGGGCCACAUUUCUUUAAUAGGAAACUUUGAUAGGAAAAAGGAUUUUAGAGAAUGUAAAACACAAAUUGUGUUUUUUGAAUCUAUAUUUUAAUAUAUUCUUUGACCACUGUGUUUGCUAUUUACCCUGUAGUAAUGGACAAACUAAAAUGUUAAUGUUAUUUAGAGUAUACCACCACUUACACCAAGCCUUACUCAGCAUGUGUUGCUCUUGAUGAUAUAUAGAUGAAGAGUUCCCUCUAGUGGUUCAUUUGGAAAUGUAGAACUGAUAUCACAGUGAAUGAAAAAGUGAUUAAAUACUAAAUGGUCUGUCUUCGCUAAGGAUUUAUAAAGUUUUCUGUCUUCCUGUUGAAUAUUGUUGUUAGCUGAUGGCUGUCCUGAUGCCAAUGCAUACAUUUAUUAAAUAUACCUUGCAUAACAUAUUUACACUAUGUCAGGUGUGUACAUUUAAAAAAUCACCAAAACUUGGCAUGGGCUAAUAAAAGUGUGCACAAUUGUG
Molecule: messenger RNA, 1713 nt
Organism: Etheostoma spectabile (orangethroat darter)
Lineage: Eukaryota; Metazoa; Chordata; Actinopteri; Perciformes; Percidae
Product: RING finger protein 223
Exons: 2
Coding region: 603-1247 (214 amino acids)
Biological process (GO): protein ubiquitination
Molecular function (GO): ubiquitin protein ligase activity
Source: RefSeq, a predicted model, not a curated record